Daldinia decipiens is the source of this 990-nucleotide messenger RNA. RefSeq lists its product as uncharacterized. The record is from RefSeq and is a predicted model, not a curated record. The coding region runs from base 1 to 990 and encodes 329 amino acids. Gene Ontology annotation, cellular component: PcG protein complex; transcription regulator complex. NCBI's taxonomy places the organism in Eukaryota, Fungi, Ascomycota, Sordariomycetes, Xylariales, Hypoxylaceae. Gene Ontology annotation, molecular function: RNA polymerase II cis-regulatory region sequence-specific DNA binding; DNA-binding transcription factor activity, RNA polymerase II-specific. The transcript has a single exon. Gene Ontology annotation, biological process: regulation of transcription by RNA polymerase II.
AUGGCUACAGCCAUAUACACGAACCAGCCUGGUGCUCAGUACGGAUACCCACAACCGCCUCCUUCGCCUCCAAUGGACGAAACCUCGAAAUGCUCUCUUCCCUCGAUCUCCAACUUAUUAGUAAUGGCAGACGGUGGAUCGCCAACGACUGAGCAGUCGCCCCAGUCUCAGCAGGGUAUGAACGGGUUGAACAACUUUGUUAUUAUUAUGAAAGGCACUGUACUAAACUCCGGUGUAGCACCAUCAGUGAAGGUAGAGACUCGACCGAAUUCGGCUCACUGUGCGAGCAGCGCUCCUCGAGCCGCUUUACCUCCUACUCCCCCUAUGAGUUCAGAUGCGUCCUUCGAUGGCUACAACUCACCGUCGACAAGAUCAGUUUCUGUUGUAUCGGGGCCAAACUACUAUUACGAGACGACCCCGCCGCUAGAAGAUGUUCACCGCCAUCAUAUGGCGGCAGCGGUGGCACCUCGUAUGUCCAUGCAAGCUCCGGCAUAUUCGCAACCCGCUUUUACUGCGCCAUACCUGGGUCAGGCGCCAGUAUCAGCUUAUUAUCCCGCCACUCUCCCGGGAGUUCAGGCAGCUCAACCGCAGAUCUCGGGACUCUACUAUCAGAGGCCAUUGCCACAGGUUUGUCUAAUUCAUGGUUCGGUGGAUAAAGAGGGACAUAAGCUUACCAGGCAACAGACGUUUCCUCCCCUACCAGUAACGGUGUCUCUAGCGCCAACUCAAGGGGGCAACCCGUGGCAACACCAUCAUUACAUUUCGCCAUCAUCGGCGGCAUCUUUCCCGCAGUCGCAGGAUCGUUACAUCUGCCAGACCUGCAACAAGGCGUUUUCGAGACCAAGCUCGCUACGAAUUCACAGCCACUCGCACACCGGCGAGAAGCCCUUCAAGUGCCCUCACGCGGGCUGCGGAAAGGCGUUCAGCGUACGAAGCAAUAUGAAGAGGCACGAGCGCGGAUGUCACGACAACGGCAACUCUCACCACUAA